AUGGCGUCUGCUGUACCCGAGACGGAGGGGUCAGCGCGAAGCUCCCCACUGACACCGCUGAAGCUUGUCGGGCUGGUGUGCGUCUUCCUGGCGCUUUGCUUGGACGUAGGAGCCGUGAUGAGCCCGGCUUGGGUGACUGCCGACGACCAGUACUACCUGUCCUUGUGGGAGUCCUGCUGGAAGCCAACGAGUAGCGAGAACUGGCAGUGCAGCAGCACGCUGGACUCAGACUGGCAGGUUGCUACGCUGGCACUGUUGCUAGGGGGUGGAGCCCUGGUGCUGAUGUCCUUCUUGGUUGCUCUGGUUGCUGUGUGCAUUGGCACGAGGCGGCGGUUCUACGCGCCUGUUGCCUUCAUGCUCUUUGCUGCAGUUGUACUCCAGGCCUGCAGUUUGGUCCUCUACCCUGUCAAGUUCAUCGAGAGUAUCAACUUGAGGAUCUACCAUGAAUUUAACUGGGGCUACGGCCUGGCCUGGGGAGGCACCAUCUUUUCCUUCGGUGGGGGAAUCCUCUACUGCCUCAACCCCAAGAACUAUGAGGAAUACUACUAGUGCUACCUCAUGUCUGGAACCCUCUGGUCACAUCUUCAGAGUCUGAGAGGUACACAGGGACUGAAUAACAUUUCUAAUGUUCUGG
Neolamprologus brichardi is the source of this 634-nucleotide messenger RNA. RefSeq names its product transmembrane protein 47. Gene Ontology annotation, cellular component: membrane; cell-cell junction. Lineage: Eukaryota; Metazoa; Chordata; Actinopteri; Cichliformes; Cichlidae. Gene Ontology annotation, biological process: cell-cell adhesion. The record is from RefSeq and is a predicted model, not a curated record.